Batrachochytrium dendrobatidis JAM81 is the source of this 544-nucleotide messenger RNA. RefSeq lists its product as uncharacterized. Lineage: Eukaryota; Fungi; Chytridiomycota; Chytridiomycetes; Rhizophydiales. The transcript has a single exon. The coding region runs from base 232 to 528 and encodes 98 amino acids. The record is from RefSeq and is a predicted model, not a curated record.
AAAUAAAUAGAAAAAAUAUUUAUUGCAAAAAAUGUUAUCCCCAUGGUUUUUCUCAACCUUCAAGACUGCAGAGCAGCCACGCUGUAAAGCGUCAGGAAAGAUAUAGAAUAUGGGGAGCUUGCAACCCAAUCCAUUACCAGCCAAAGCUGCAGCGCUCACUCAGUUUCCCGAGGGAAACCAAGGAACAGAAACAGCAAUGAAAGACAAGUAGAUUGAGGAAGUUGUUGUUCGAUGUGUUGGAAUGAACUAUACACUACUGAUUUUGCAUGGGUGGCAAUACUUCAAAAGACAGAAUCUAAUGAUCGUACUACUCCUUUGCAAUGCGUGCUUCGACACCAACAGAGGAAAGUAAGCCUUCAGUCAUCGGUAAAUAGAAUACACAAACAAAAUAGAGAUGCAAAAAGUGGGAAUCACCAAUGGAUGGGAGCAAGUUGGUCAAAUGCAAGAACACAGUCAGAGAAUGUAUUGUUGCUACAAUGCAGCACAACUUGGUCCACACCACCAGCAACAACCCAGGACAGGCAAUAGAAGAGAAGGUAAUAGA